This is a messenger RNA of Oryctolagus cuniculus (rabbit), 3763 nucleotides long. RefSeq names its product family with sequence similarity 110 member B (gene FAM110B). Lineage: Eukaryota; Metazoa; Chordata; Mammalia; Lagomorpha; Leporidae. The record is from RefSeq and is a predicted model, not a curated record.
GUCAGGGACACGCGCUCUCGGUCGCAGCAACUCCCUGCAAGUUCCCUCCCUCGCUCUCCGGCGGAGCCUGCCGGAGCCCUCCCACUCGGUGCAGACCGAACCAUCGCGGCCACCGCCAGCAGCUGGGCCCUACGCGGCCGCGCGUCCUGGGCCGGCUUGGCCAACCCUCCCUGCUCCUUGCCCGCAGCCCCACGGCGGCGUUGGCGGCGGUGAGGACUCGGCGGCCCCAGCAGCCCGCCCUCGGCCCUCGGUCCUUCUCGGGCCCAGACCGUCCCUCCUCGCCGUCUCUGGAAGCCUGACCGCCGGCUUGGCCCGCGCCGCCCCGAGCCAGGGAGCACGGCCGAGAAAUCCUAAAAUCAGAGGUCCAGAACAUUGCUCCUUUUUGUGAGUCUUGAACUGGCAGCUGUCAGGACCCUGUAGGACCUCAAAGGGAAAUAAAAGGCAGAGUUAGACCGUGAGAGAGCGAGACAGAGAAAGGUCUUCCUUCCGUUGGUUCAACCCCCAAAUGGCCGCUACGGCUGGCAUGCUGCGCCGAUCCGAAGCCAGGAGCCAGGAGCUUCCUCCUGGUCUCCCAUGUGGGUGCAAGGUCCAAGCACUUGGGCCAUCCUCCAUUGCCUUCCCGGGCCACAGCAGAGAGCUGGACUGGAAGAGGAGCAACCGCGACUAGAACCCGGAGUGCCGGCGCCACAGGCAGAGGAUUAGCCAAGGUGCCCUGGGCCUGUUUAGAGCCAUUCCUGGUCAAAUGAAGCAUCCUCUUCUUUCCCUUCUGCGGAGGCAACUUUAAGAAAGGAAGACUUCCCUGUGACCUCUGCUUACGUCCCUGGAAUAUCCCUUCCCUUCCCAGCUCUGCCUGCAGUGGAGCACAAAGACCUGGAGGAGACUCCCACCGCCUUCGGGGAGAAGAAAGGAGGCAGCGAAGCAGAUUAAAGGAACUUGUGGCUUGUGGCCUUUAGGGGGCAGGGGCCGCCUGGAAGGGGAGCGAAGUGCUGGCGAGCGCCCGUGGCGGUGAACGAGCUGUGAGAUGCGCCGCCGCUGCCGCUGCUGCUGCUGCUGCGGCCGCCGCUGAAGCUCGAGUCCGGGACGCGCCAGCCGCCCUUUGUGCUUCGGGUACAUGUGUCUGUUCAGGCCGGCCGGGGGCGCCCAGCAGCGAGUCCACCACGGCGGCCGGGGAGCGAGCGCCCGCCAUGCCCACGGAGACGCUGCCCACAGGUAGCAUGGUGAAGCCGGUCAGCCCCGCGGGCACCUUCACCUCGGCCGUGCCCCUGCGCAUCCUCAACAAAGGGCCUGACUACUUCCGCAGGCAGGCCGAGCCCAACCCCAAGCGGCUGAGCGCCGUGGAGCGGCUGGAGGCCGACAAGGCCAAGUACGUCAAGAGCCAGGAGGUGAUCAACGCCAAGCAGGAGCCGGUGAAGCCUGCCGUGCUGGCGAAGCCGCCCGUGUGCCCGGGCGCCAAGCGCGGGCUCGGCAGCCCCACGCUCAAGGUGUUCGGCAACCAUGCCAAGACCGAGAGCGGCGUGCAGCGUGAGAACCUCAAGCUUGAGAUCCUGAAAAACAUCAUCAACAGCUCUGAGGGCUCCAGCUCGGGCUCGGGCCACAAGCACAGCUCCCGGAACUGGCCGCCACACCGGCCCGACGCCAGCGACCUGCACCGCCACUCCUUCGCCGAGUCCCUGAAGGUCUACCCCACGCCGGGGCGCGGCAGCCCCCAAGAGAGCAGCUCGCACGUGAGCAGGAGGCUGCUGGAGCAGUCGGCCGAGUCCUUCCUGCACGUGUCCCACAGCUCCUCGGACAUCCGCAAAGUGUCCAGUGUGAAGCCCCUCAAAGCCAUCCCCUGCAGCAGCUCCGCCCCUCCCCUGCCUCCCAAGCCCAAGGUCACCGCCACAGCCACCGCCACAGCCACCGCCACCGCCGUGAAGUCCCCUGAGGCCGCCGACCCCGUGGAACCUGCCUGUGGCGUGAGCCGCAGGCCAUCGCUGCAGCGCUCCAAGUCAGACUUGAGUGACAGGUAUUUCCGAGUGGACGCCGACGUGGAGAGGUUCUUCAACUACUGCGGACUGGACCCCGAGGAGCUCGAGAACCUGGGCAUGGAGAACUUUGCAAGGGCUAAUUCUGACAUCAUAUCCCUGAACUUCCGCAGCGCAAGCAUGAUCAGCUCAGACUGCGAACAGUCUCAGGACAGUAACAGUGACCUUAGAAAUGACGACAGUGCCAAUGAUCGGGUGCCCUAUGGCAUCUCCGCCAUCGAAAGGAAUGCUAGAAUCAUCAAGUGGUUAUAUAGCAUCAAACAAGCGAGAGAGUCGCAGAAGGUCUCGCACGUGUAAGAGACAGCGUGGAAAGGAGGGAGGGAGGGGCUGUCUGUGCAUACCCAGUCGUGAAGGUCGUGAGGUCUACCUUGCAGUGUUGUGAGCUUCUCCGCUCUUUGUGUUGCUUGUUGUGCAAUGUUUCCAAGUUGCAUGCCUGUCAACAUGGGGACUGGCCUGGCUUCCUCGCCACCACCGCUGCAGAGCCUGGCUGAACGCACGUCACAUCUGCCAAAGGUUUCAGGCCAGCAUCUGAUUAGGGCUUUGCUCUUAAGCAAAACUGUUUACACGGAAACAGUAUACGAUUCCUUCAAUAUUUAUGUGGUUCUUGUGUUUUUCUAUCCCACGCUCUUGUGUCUUAAUUAAAAGUUUUAUCAACUGGCUUUUAAGUUGACAGCAGAAUCUUUUGGAAAUUAAAAAGCCACUUUGCCUACAAUGGGAGGCCGUAACAAUGGGGAAAAAUCUGUCAAAGAGGUCUUCUACCAAAUGGAUAGUGACUGAGCAACAUAGAGCCAGGCUGGGUUUUCUGUGGAAUAAAGUGGUAACCCCUGAUGUUCAUGGUUUACACGUGGAAUUUCUCUUGCCACUUAGUGAAGCAGUCUUUUGGGGCAGCAGUGCUAUGUUUUGUGUCUGAUUUAGUGUGGAAACGGUGGUGUUUCUGUGUAAUACUGACCCAGAAGAAAGACAAUCAGGUUCAGUGAUAAGGGAUGAAAUCUAGCAAGUUGGGUGAUGGGGGGUGGGGUGGGUUUUGUCUUGGUGUUCUGAUUUGGGGCAAUUCAGCAGCUUCUAGUAUUAAGGUUUUGACAGGCAUGGCCACCCUGAAACUGAUACUGAAUGCCUUUACAUUUUUUUAUUUUUCUUUUGGUCAAGAACUACUAAUUUCAUUCUAUUUCUCUUCCUCUCUCCCCUCCUUGUUGUUUUAUCUGGGAGAGAGGGGUGGGGCUGGCUCGGGUUUGAGCUGUGUGAAGACGUGAACAGAAACGGAAAUAGCAGCCAUAUCAGUAUAGAGCCUCCCGUUCAGAAGCGAAUACCUUUGGUAGCUGAACCCUAUCUGAGCAGUGCCAGUCUGUCUAGCAUAUGUUACUCUCUGGGGCUGUGGAUGUCUGUUACACCUCUAGGAAACUGUAGAAACAUGACACUACGUAGCUUUUCCACCCUGUGGUCUCCAGUCAUACCUAUCAACUUGUCCCCUUUGUUCCCCAACCACCUGCCCUCCAGGUGGGUUAGUUGGCUGUCAACCAGCUGACUGCGUGGUAUGGUAGCAGACAGGUAACUGUGCAGGGGUCCACUCCAUUGCUCUCAUUGUCAAGCUCUGAAAUUCUCAGCAGCACUACCUUAGAUUCCAUCAGCUAAUAGGAAACUUUUUAUGGUGUAAAUUCUGUAAGACUUUGUACAUACUUCAGUUGUUAUGAAAUCUUUAAGAAAAAAAAAAGUUAUGCUAAUAAAUAGCUCUGGUGCAGGCA